GCACUAAUUCCAUUCCAUCUUCUACUCAGAGCAGACGGUUUCUUAUCCCUCCAUCCCCAAGCAACCACCGCAUGCAGCUCCCUCUUCAACCCCCAUCAAACUAAAUCAGCUCAUACAAAACAAUGAAUCUUUAUAUUUUCAUUUAUAUCUGGCUUAUGGUUUUCUUCAAUUUUUUUGCCGAAGAAUUUCCCGUUAACGAAAGCAAUAUAGUUCACAUAAAUUCUGGGAUCGCUGUCCCUUUCGGGCGAUCUGUGUUUGUCGAUCCAGAGUUGGAUCUCAACAUUCGCGUCCUGCCAGGGGAUCGUUGUACAGUAAGGGUUAUACAAAACGAUCCUUUAUCCCAGAGACCUGGAAAACUGACCCCAACAAACUUUCCGUGCCAGUUUGGAAGAGAUGACGUCCAGUACUCUCACUAUGGUGCUCGUAGUCCACCUCAGGACAAAGUGAAAUUGAUGGUUCGUUAUGAUUCAUCAGAUGAUACAUUGAUAAUUCCAGUGGUUGUUAACGUUCAAGUCAUGUUUGAUCAGUUGGAGAUCGUAACGAAGAAUAUACCUUUGAGUGUUGAUAAACUUGGGGGUAUGAGCAAUCCCAUAGAUAAUAAGGUGUUACAGUUUACAUACGACAGGACUGGUCAGAUAUGCAAAGUGAUGAUUUUAACUGCUGCCAGUGGAUUACCAUCUUAUGGAGAGCUUAUAAAUAAUCCUUAUGAAGAUUUGAUGCUGGAUUGUGAUGCUUUAUUGAAGUCUGACAUAAGGUAUCAACAUACAUCUCCAAAUGAAACUCCCAACAAAGAUUUUAUUCCCAUGGUUGUAGAGCUCACUGAUUUGGACGGGAAUAUGAUAACGCAAGAAUAUUUUCAAAUUAUGGUUAGAAUAAGAGAGGCUGAAGAUAAUACCCCUCCUCAACUCAGUUUUAGCGCUCUGUUGUUGAUGGAUGUUAAUCAAUUUGUCAUGACUGCUAUUACACCCAACAUACUAAUUGCUGAAGACUUAGAAUCUUCUUCAGAAAAAUUAAUUUUCAAUAUAACAAACCCAUUGAACUAUGGAGAAGGUUCUAUUGUAUCUACGGAUGAUCAGAAUCUUCCAAUCACAUCAUUCUAUCAAAAGGACUUGAAUGAUUUGAAAAUCGCUUACAAACCACCCGCAUCUGAUUCUGAUGUUCGAAGAUUUUAUCUGGUGGAAAUGGAAGUUAUUGACACAGAUGGUUUGGCAUCAGAUCCUUUCACAUUAACUAUUGUUGUCAAUCCUAUGAACACUUUGGCGCCUCUAGCAACGAGAAACGCUGGUCUUGUUUUAUUCGAAGGUCAAUCACGCCGCUUGAGCAGCGAGAAGAAUUUAGAAAUUUCUGACGAGGAUAAUAUCGAUGAUGUUGUGGUGAGUGUCGCAGGUGGUUUAAAACACGGGAGGUUACUGUUAAAUGGAAAUCCAGUUAAACAUUUUUCUCCAGGGGAUUUAGAUUCAGGAUCUAUCGUGUAUGAUCAUGAUGGUAGCGACACCUACAGUGACAACAUCAUCUUCCGCUUAAAUGAUGGUCAACACCAAGUUGAAUUUCUGUUUCCAGUGACUGUGUACCCAGAAGACGAUGAUGCUCCUAUAUUGAAUGUAAACACGGGAUUAUCUAUCACGCGUGGAGAGGAAAUAGAAAUCACUCCAUUUGUGUUAAGUGCUACUGAUAUCGACAGUGAUGAUUCUUCUAUCAGGUAUGAUCUUGUGGAUCCCUUUCCAGUAAAUGGGCAAAUUUUAUUAAAACAAGCUGAAAUACCAGAUGACCCAGAGAAUUGGGUUUACGAAGAUGGUAUAUAUGAGAAACCAGUUUCAUUUUGGACACAACAAGAUCUCAUAGAAGGAAACAUAUUUUAUCGUCAUUCUGGUAACUAUAUCCCCUCUCCAGUUGUAGAACGCCUUAGAUUCAAACUUAGUGAUGAUAACAUUCCACCAAAUGAGUCUAAUGUUCAAGAAUUCGUAAUAAGGAUCAUGCCACUUGACAACACUCCUCCCGAACUCUAUCCUGGCACGCCACUUCAAAUGACAGUACAAGAAUUUCAGCUAACAGAUAUUACACAGAAAUAUCUCAGAUAUUUAGAUUCUGAUACCAAAGACCGUGAUUUGACUAUUACCGUUACUGUGAAACCUUUUGAUACUGAUGUAAAUAAUCCAAUGGAAUCAGGCAAAUUAGUACUAUCGGAAAAUCCGGAUGUUGAAGUAAGCGAGUUCAACCAAGCUCAAGUAAACCAUCACAAAAUUGCUUACAAGCCCCCAUCUGUGGAAUUAGGUAUGGUACCGAGGUUAAUUCAGUUUCGAUUUGAUGUGAAGGAUAAAGCAGGAAAUAUUCUCCCCAAUCAAGAAUUUCUUAUUUUACUACAGCCAGUCGAUAAUAAACCACCAAUAAUUCAUAAUAAAGGAAUUGAAAUAGAAGAAAAUGGCUUUGCAAUACUAACACCAGAUAUCUUAGACGUUACAGAUGCUGAUACUGAUCCUAGUUUGCUAACUUUUAUAGUUGUACGAACUCCAGAAUAUGGAAGUAUACAAAUAGGUUCCUUAGAAAUGGCGAAUGGUGAUUCUUUUACUAAACAUGACAUUAACAAUGGGAUUGUGAGUUACGUACACAAUGGAUUUGAAACAAAUGAAGAUGAAUUUAAUUUAGAAGUGACCGAUGGAAUUCAUAAUUUACCUAUUACUAUGCAUGUUUCAAUCAAAAAGGUUGAAGGUCAAGCUCCAAAAUUAGACUUUACACCUUCUGCUCUUAAUAUUCAAAUAUUUCUUGAAGAAGGCAGCAGUAAAGCACUAACAAAUGACUUAAUUAAAGUUUCUGAAUCAGACACAGAUAGUAAAAUGAUCACUUUUAAUUUGAAUGAGUUACCACAAUUUGGUUCUAUACAAGUAAAUGGCUCCAUUGUUGAAAGCUUUAAACUAGAGGAUCUACAGAGGGAAAGAGUUUUUUAUCGCCAUAAUGGGGAAGAAAUUGGAUUCAUUACGAUUAUAGAUUCCUUUAAUUUGUCCGUUUCUCACAAAUCUAAUAAUUGGAUGGUUGAUGGAAAUAUCAUUGACAGAGUUAAUGUCGUAGCUACCAUUACCCCCGUUGAUAAUUCUUCCCCAAUGGUAGAAAUCGGGGAGCCAUUGAAAGUUUUAGAGGGACGAAAAAGCCUAAUUACAAUUGACCAUAUAAAUGUCACUGACUCAGACACAUUAGAUGAGGAUAUAAUUUGUGCUGUACAGGAUCAACCAAGCCAUGGUUACAUCGAGAACUUUUCUCCAUCUCCAGGAUCUGAAAGACACAGAACAGGAAUUCCAGUCACUGCAUUUUCUGUGUCAGAUAUAAUUCAUGACUAUAUAAGCUACGUUCAAAGUAUACAUAAGGGUACCGAACCAACCGAAGAUAAAUUUUCCUUAGUUUGUUCUGAUGGAUUAAAUUCCUCUCCUUUAAAUGGAAUUCAAAUUAUUAUUGAACCCUCAAAUGAUGAAGUUCCUGAAAUAUACAUGCGAGAAUUCAUUGUUAUGGAAGGCACUGAUUUGAUUAUUGAUCUCCCUAUAUUAAAUGCUUUGGACCUUGAUAUUCCUAAAGAUAAGCUUAUAUUUUUAAUUACUCAAGAACCAGAGCAUGGGGUGAUUGCUUCCCAUAUGCCAACUGGAACAGUUAAAGUUAAUAAUUUUACACUUGAAAGAAUUACAAGAGGAUCUACAAUAGUAUACCAACACGAUGAUAGCGAAACAACCAAAGACAAUUUUGAACUGACAGUUACUGACGGAGUACAUAAUUCUACUAAAACUAUCCUAGUUAUGGUGAUACCAGUGGAUGAUGAAACACCUCGAUUAGCUAUUAAUGAUGGCUUAGAAAUUAAACUUGGAGAAUCGAAAUUAAUAACUAAUCGUGAAUUAAAAGCUGAAGAUCUAGAUUCAGAUGAUUCAACCAUAACAUACGUUGUGAGACAAGUUCCGAAACUCGGGUACAUUACCUACUUGGACUUUUCUGGAGAACCCCUUUAUAAUAUAACUCAUGGAAUGAACUUUACCCAAAGUGAUGUUGACAAUGAAUUAAUUUUAUAUACCCAUAAUGGACAAGAGGGUGCAAGAGAUUUAAUAAAGUUUGAUGUUACUGACGGUUAUAAUCCUUAUGUGGAUCGAUAUUUUUGGAUAACAGUUGAAGGAAUCGAUACAAUUUUCCCCAAUGUCAUUAAUAAAGGAGUUGAACUACCAGAAGGUGGAAAAGUUCUUCUUGAUACUGAUAUUUUAAGCACAACUGAUCUUAAUAGUGCAGAUGAGCUUUUGAUGUUUACUGUCACUCGAGCCCCCACAAAAGGUCACUUAGAAAAUACUGACUUUCCAGGGAUUCCUAUUACUUCUUUCACACAACUCGAUUUAGCUGGUAGCAAAAUAUACUAUGUUCACACAAGUGAUGAUGAAAUUAAGCUAGAUAGCUUUGAGUUCGAAGUAAGUGACGGUUACAAUUCUGUUUACAGAACUUUUAGAAUUUCAAUAAGUGAAAUAGACAAUAAGAAACCAGUCGUUUAUAUGACAGCUAUUAGGGUUAAAGAAGGAGGUAGAAGAUUAAUAACACCGUUUGAGCUGAAAGCUGAAGAUUCAGAUACAAGCAAAGACAAGAUAAAAUUCACAUUAACCCAACCACCAAUAAAUGGUAAAUUAGUGCGUGAUGGAUCAGGUGUUGUUACAACCUUUACUAUGUCAGAUAUUACUUCCAAUUUGAUUACCUAUUAUCAUGAUGGAUCUGAAACUCUAGAAGAUUCUUUUUCAUUUGUCGUUUCUGAUGGAAAGCACAUGGAAUUUUAUUUACAUCCAAAUACUCUAACACCUCUCAGAAUUCCCGUGACUUUUCAAAUCGCAGUUGUACCUGUAGAUGAUGUAGUUCCAAAUAUAGUUAUGAAUAGAGGAGCGACAUCUGUUGGUUCAUUAGAAAAUGGAGAUAUUGGAUUCCGCUUCUCCAGUAAAAUACUGAGAACUGAAGAUAGAGAUAGUCCAGUGACAGAGUUGAUUUAUGUAAUAACAUCACAACCAAAACACGGAAUUCUUAUCAAUGAUUAUUUGGGUAAUGGAAGUAUCUCAAAUUUUACUCAAGAUGAUAUCAACAGAAUGCGAAUCUUCUACAUUUUGGAUCCUAAAAGCAACGCUACAAGUGACAUAUUUCACUUUAAAGUUCAAGACAAAGGUAAUAAUGAACUGUCUAAUCAAAGUUUCAGACUUAACUGGGCUUAUAUAAGCUUUGAAAAAGAUAAAUAUUUUGUUAAGGAAACGGAUGAGUUUCUUUAUAUUAAUUUGCUACGAAGAGGAUAUGUUGGAGAAACAUCUUUUGUUGGCAUGCGUUUGAAGAACGUGUCAGCCAAGAUGGGAUUGGACUUCAGUAGUUUUUAUGCCCAUCAAGUUCAGUUCAAUCCUGGUCAAUCGGAGGCCAAAUGGAAAUUGAAGAUUUUCGAUGACAGUCGCUUUGAAGGGAAUGAAGUUUUUGAAGUUGAACUUGAAGAGCCCGUGUCAGCUGCUGUAGAGAACCCAAAACUGGCACAGAUAAUAAUCGACGAUAAAGAAGAUGAAUCAACUGUAUUUAUACCAGAAACAGUGUAUGAAAUUAAAGAAAAUGUCGGUAAUUUUAUGGUACCAAUAAAGAGAGUAGGGGACAUUUCACAGGAAAUGAUGGUACUUUGUUCAACCGAAUCAGGAACCGCUCAAGGUACUUCUGCCAAACCAAUUCUUUCUUAUACUGAUUUCAUCAACAGACCAGAAGAUCAUAAAAAUAUCAUUCAGUUCCGAAUUGGAGAAGAAAUUCAAUUUUGUAAACUGACCAUUAUUGAUGACUCAUUAUAUGAAGAAGAAGAACAGUUUACCGUAAAGCUCAGCUCUCUAAUGGGUGGUAAACUGGGGAAGAAUAACCAUACUACGAUUAAAAUCCUGCCUGAUCCAAGAGACGUGCCUUCAAUAUAUUUAGCUGAAAGUGAAUUAUUUGUGGAUGAAAGUGAUGGCUAUAUAGAAAUCAUUGUUUCGCGCACUGGUCCUGAUCUCAGUAUGUCUUCUACAGUGACAGUUCAGUCUCGCCCAUCUGAUCCAGUAACAGCAGAAGUGCCUUCAAUAUAUUUAGCUGAAAGUGAAUUAUUUGUGGAUGAAAGUGAUGGCUAUAUAGAAAUCAUUGUUUCGCGCACAGGUCCUGAUCUCAGUAUGUCUUCUACAGUGACAGUUCAGUCUCGCCCAUCUGAUCCAGUAACAGCAGAAGGUUGA
Messenger RNA from Parasteatoda tepidariorum (common house spider), 6218 nucleotides. RefSeq names its product FRAS1-related extracellular matrix protein 2. Gene Ontology annotation, molecular function: calcium ion binding. Lineage: Eukaryota; Metazoa; Arthropoda; Arachnida; Araneae; Theridiidae. Gene Ontology annotation, biological process: homophilic cell-cell adhesion; cell communication; anatomical structure morphogenesis. Gene Ontology annotation, cellular component: membrane. The record is from RefSeq and is a predicted model, not a curated record.